AUGAUGACAACAAAGCAAACCAAAAGUAUCAACUCAAAUCCACACUUAUUAUUACUCCUAAUUCUUUACAAAAACUACUCUUUCCAUUUCCUUGUUCAAUUUCACCAUUCAGCUCACUUUUUCAUCCUCCAUUCUCAUUCGUCAUUCCCUAUAACUUGUUCAAUUCUCUCUUUUUCCCCUUUCCUAAAUCUUCCAUAAAUAAAAAUGGGGAUUUCAUUUAGUUCAGGCAGGAGAAACCAAAAUCACCACCAUCAUCACCACCACACUCCAUACUACCUUCCCAACCCACCACCACCACCACCACCACAACCACAACCACAGCCCUACUACUACCACCAAUCUUCCACACCCACUGUCCCUCAAUCUUCCCCUCUUUCGCCAUCGUCGUCAUCGUCGUCGCAAGACAAUUUUGGUUAUGCAUCCCAAUCUCAUACUCCAUACCCAACCACCCAUUUCCAGUACCAACACCCACCUCCAAUUCAGUCCAAUUAUUACUACCCUGGUUGGUCUAACUCCUAUAAUUACCAAAAUCCUAUGAUGGGUCAGGGUCAGGGUCAAGGAAGGUCCAAUGUGGGUUAUAUUCAGGGUAAUUAUGGGAAUGGGUGGCAUCAGAUGAGGUACCCACCUCCGCAAUCGUCGAUGCUGCUGCCGCCACCACCUUAUGUUGAGCAUCAGAGUGCUAAGGUUGUCAAGAAUGAUGUCAAUGUUCAUAAGGAUACUAUUAAGCUUGAACUUGAUGAGGAUUAUUCUGAUCAUUAUUUGGUUUCUUUUGUGUUUGAUGCUCAUUUUGAUGGCAGUAUAACGAUCUAUUACUUUGCAAUGGAGGAAAAAGAGACCUGUACAUUUACUCCAGUAUAUCCUGAAGCAAGCAGUUCAGUAAAAGUCCCUUUUCAGAAAGGGGUAGGGCAGAGAUUUCGCCAGCCUACUGGCACCGGUGUGGACUUAGGGUUCUUUGAUCUGGAAAGUUUGGGGAAGCCAUCAGAUGAUGAUGUCUUUCCACUUGUCAUAUAUGCUGAAGUAUGUUCCUCAUCACAGGAAGCAGAUGAUGUGACAGGAAAAUCUUCGACAGAGGAUUUUCCCAGGGUACAGGUUACUCAAGCUAUUAUUGAGAAAAAGAACGAAUAUUCCUUCCAAGUUAAAGCAAUUAAGCAGAUUUUGUGGAUCGAUGGUGUACGUUAUGAACUACGUGAUUUAUAUGGAAUCGGAAAUUCAUCUUCUGAAGGAUUCAAUGAUGAUGAGCCAGGGAAAGAGUGUGUAAUUUGCAUGACUGAGGCCAAGAAUACAGCUGUAAUCCCUUGCCGGCACUUGUGUAUGUGCAGCGAUUGUGCCAAAGAGUUGAGGCUUCAGUCCAAUAAGUGUCCAAUCUGCCGUCAACCAAUUAGUGAGCUUAUUGAAAUCAAGAUAAACAAUACUACAACAGCCCAAUGAUCUCCGAGAGUUGUUUUCCUCAAUCAUGAAUUUGAUUAUAUAUGAUGAAGCAAAUGUAAUUUGUAUCUUUGUAAUAUAAAUAUAUAGUUGUAUGCAACAGCGUGGCGAUCAGAUUCAUAAGUUCAUUCUUUUACGUUUUAGUCCAUAUUUUCUACUGCUAUUAA
Molecule: messenger RNA, 1592 nt
Organism: Beta vulgaris subsp. vulgaris (sugar beet)
Lineage: Eukaryota; Viridiplantae; Streptophyta; Magnoliopsida; Caryophyllales; Amaranthaceae
Product: probable E3 ubiquitin-protein ligase LUL4
Exons: 3
Coding region: 205-1428 (407 amino acids)
Biological process (GO): protein ubiquitination
Molecular function (GO): ubiquitin protein ligase activity
Source: RefSeq, a predicted model, not a curated record